AUGCGCUUCUUGGCCAGUGUACUGGCGGCUGCCACCUUCUACGGCGCCGCCACAGCCAUCCAGACUAUCGAGGCCGUCGGCAACAAGUUUUUCACUAGCGACGGCAAGCAGUGGUUCAUGAAAGGCAUCGCAUAUCAGCUAGUCCCAGACGACCCGCUAGUUGACACGGAGCAGUGCAUGAGGGAUGCCGACCUCAUGAAGACUCUGGGAGCCAACACCAUUCGCGUCUACCACGUGGAUCCCGACGCGGAUCACGAUGGCUGCAUGUCGGCUUUCGCCGAGGCUGGCAUCUACACCAUGAUCGACAUGGAUACAUUCGCCACGUACAUUAUUCCUACUGCCCCUGCGUGGAACCAGACGCAGUUCGACGCGUACAAGAAAGUCAUGGAUGCAUUUCAGGGAUACGACAACCUUCUCGGUUUGUUCGUUGGAAACGAGAUCAUCUCCCAAUCCAACCACUCACUCGCUGCCCCCUUCAUCAAGGCCGCUGCGCGAGACUUGAAGGCUUACCGAAGCUCCAUGGGCUACCGCGAGAUCCCUGUCGGGUACUCGGCGGCUGAUAUUGCUGAGUUGCGACCUAUGCUGCAGAAUUAUCUGACGUGCGGUGGCAAUGCCUCGGAGAACAUCGACUUCUUCGGCUUGAACUCGUACGAAUGGUGCGACCCUUCGACUUACGAGACAAGUGGAUACGCCGUCCUCGAAGCCCAAGCUAAGAAUUUCCCUGUUCCCAUCUUCUUCUCCGAGACUGGAUGCAACACGGGCGAAGGAGGCCGCACUUUCGAAGACCAAGCAGCCAUCUUCGGACCCCACAUGGUCGACGACUGGAGCGGCUCCAUGAUCUACGAGUGGAUAGCCGAGGCCAACGACUACGGUUUGAUCUCAUACGGGCCCGCGGUCGAUCCCACUGCGACGGGCGAGAAUGUCGUCGGUGGGUUCACCGUCAAGGGCACGCCGACUCCCGUUGCCCCUGACUUCGACAACCUAAAGAGUCAAUGGGCGACUAUCUCUCCGACCGGCGUCUCCAAAUCCGCCUAUGAUGCCAAGAAGGUUUCAACGCGCGAUUGCCCUCAACCCACGAGUGGGUGGCUCGUUAACGGCAACGUCGCCCUACCCAGUCUAGGCGCCACGUUGAGCUCUAGUGGCUACGAGGCCGUUCCAUCUGCAACUGGAAGCGCCGCCGAUGCUUCCUCGACGCAGAACGCAGUUUCGGGUUCUAACGAAAUCGCUGGCAUGGCUGUGGGUCUCGUCGGCGUUUCGAUGAUCUUCACGUUCUGGCUAUGA
Molecule: messenger RNA, 1281 nt
Organism: Pseudomassariella vexata
Lineage: Eukaryota; Fungi; Ascomycota; Sordariomycetes; Amphisphaeriales; Pseudomassariaceae
Product: Glucanosyltransferase-domain-containing protein
Exons: 2
Coding region: 1-1281 (426 amino acids)
Biological process (GO): fungal-type cell wall (1->3)-beta-D-glucan biosynthetic process
Cellular component (GO): fungal-type cell wall; cytoplasm
Molecular function (GO): 1,3-beta-glucanosyltransferase activity
Source: RefSeq, a predicted model, not a curated record